AUGCGGACUUCUCUACUUGUGUGCGUCUUUGCGCUGCACAGCUUCCCGGGCAUGCUGGGUCUUCCAGUGCGCAGAACCGGCAGGUACAAAGUUACACCGGCCUUUGAGAGAUUCCCAGACCUAAAGAGGAGGGGAAAGGUUCCUCACGCUCAGGACUUUGUGAAUGAAGCGAGUACCCCAACAAACUCCCCCAACGCAUGGAACCGACCUCGCUGUGGAGUGCCGGACUUCCUCACCCAGAAGAAUGUGCGUCAUCGAGAAGGACACCGCCAGAGACGCUUCGUGCUACACGGAGGGCGUUUCGACAAGACAGACCUCACAUACAAGAUCAACAAGUUUCCCUGGCAGAUGGGUGAGGAGAAGGUGCGACGAGUCUUUCGAGAGGCGGUGAAGAUCUGGAGCGACGUCACACCUCUCACUUUCACCGAGGUCCGCAGCGGGACGGCUGACAUCCAAAUCGACUUUACUCGCUACUAUCAUGGAGACAGCCUCCCCUUUGACGGACUGGGUGGGAUUCUCGCUCACGCCUUCUUCCCCAAAACACACAAACAAGGAGAAAUUCACUUCGACUACGAUGAAUCCUGGACUCUGGGAAACCACAUGGGUACAGAUCUUCUGCAGGUCGCUGCCCAUGAAUUCGGGCACGUCCUGGGCCUGCAGCACUCGCACAAGCCAAAAACCAUCAUGUACGAGUACUACUCUUUCUCCUACCCGCUGAAGCUGAGCGAGGAUGACAAGCAAGGCAUCCAGUACCUGUAUGGAGCUAAACCGCGGGUUCUGGCUCCACGGCCAACCACUCCCCCACCUCCUCCCCCACCACCACCUCAACACAUCUACACCGAGACCAACGAAAUUCCUCCCGACGUCUGCGAGACGGACUUCGACGCGGCGUCUAUGAUCCGAGGGGAGCUGUUCUUCUUUAAGGCGGGUUACGUUUGGAGGAUCAGAGACCCUGCAGGAUCAAAGCAUCUGGAGAGCGGGUACCCGGCUCUGGCGUCCCGGCACUGGAAGGGGAUUCCUGUCAAGAUUGACGCCGCCUUUGAAGACAAGUUAGGAAAUAUUUGGUUCUUUAAAGGAGAUCACUUCUGGGUGUUUGAUGCCGAGACCCUCAUCAGGGGGCCGGAGUCCAUUCGGAGUUUGGGUCUGUCCAUAUCCAGGAUCCAGGCCGCACUUCGCUGGGGCCACGAUUCCAACUACAACACCUACUUCUUCAAGUCGGGCAGUUACUGGAGGUUCAGCCCUCACGAGAACCGAGUCGAGUCUGCCCACCCGCGCAGGAUGCAGGACUGGAGCGGCAUCCCAGACGACGUGGAUGCUGCCUUCAGGGACAUGCACGGCUACGCUCACUUUAUCCGAGGACGGCUUUAUUGGAAGUUCGAUCCUGUUGGCAUGAACUCGUUGGAAGGCUACCCUCGCUACGUCGGUGUGGAUUUCUUCGGCUGUGGACCCGAGUGA
Nematolebias whitei (Rio pearlfish) is the source of this 1455-nucleotide messenger RNA. RefSeq names its product matrix metallopeptidase 11a (gene mmp11a). Gene Ontology annotation, molecular function: zinc ion binding; metalloendopeptidase activity. Gene Ontology annotation, biological process: collagen catabolic process; extracellular matrix organization; proteolysis. The transcript is spliced from 8 exons. Gene Ontology annotation, cellular component: extracellular matrix. Bases 1 to 1455 code for a protein of 484 amino acids. Lineage: Eukaryota; Metazoa; Chordata; Actinopteri; Cyprinodontiformes; Rivulidae. The record is from RefSeq and is a predicted model, not a curated record.